Molecule: messenger RNA, 3522 nt
Organism: Sander lucioperca (pikeperch)
Lineage: Eukaryota; Metazoa; Chordata; Actinopteri; Perciformes; Percidae
Gene: nadk2
Product: NAD kinase 2, mitochondrial
Exons: 12
Coding region: 590-1909 (439 amino acids)
Biological process (GO): NAD+ metabolic process; NADP+ biosynthetic process
Cellular component (GO): mitochondrion
Molecular function (GO): NAD+ kinase activity
Source: RefSeq, a predicted model, not a curated record
CUAGGGUACGUGCCAAGUUGCAUGAUACGUGAAGUGUGGCCAGUGUUCCUAGUGUUGUCGUUUAUUAUUCUUACCUGGUUACGUGUUUAAACAUAUUUUGGACAUGAGAAGUGUGGCAAAGCUCAAGCGUGGUGUGUGGUAAGAGUAAACCCAGUCGGAACUGUAAUAGGACCACUCGCUCACGUCUUGUAAGCAAACUGCGACAUUUAGCUUUGUAAGCUCAGCUGGGAACGUUAACGUAACGCUAUCUUUGAACCGUACUAAAUACGGUUAGAAGGGUUACUAACUUUAGUUAAUGGCGAGCUGACUGUUGUUAUUGCUGUUUUUUUGACUUGGCUGAGGAUUAGUCUCCACUUGGAAACUAAUAUCUUGAAGUUAUGAACGGGUCCCCAACAGCUCGCUAGGUAACGUUAGAACCGGUCACCUUCCUUUGCAGCUGGGUGUGUAUGACUUCUUUUACCUCCCCGACUUCUGUGACUGGACAAUAAUAACUUAAUCUGACCAGAGGAAUGACAUAUGACCCAGUAUGUCAGCUACCUAACAGCAGAGCCGUUAUUCAACGCGUCUAUUUGGACGUGUCAUUGAGUUCAUGGUUGUGUGUUCACUUAUAAGAAUGACUCGCCGCUCGGUGGUAAAGUUUGUGUGCCUUGGGAAUCGAGCUGUCAGCCUGCUGUGUGGAAACUCCCUUCGCCCCGUUCACACUUCGAUAUGCGUCUCAUCGCAGCAAAAAGCUGGAUUCAAACCGGAAAAAGUAGCAGUUGUUACAAAGACUACGCGAUAUGAGUUUGAACUGCAGCGGUAUCGCUAUGCAGGGCUCUCUGAGGAGGACUUUAAACAGCUGCUUGCUAUGAAGGGCUCCAGCUACAGCGGCCUGCUGGAAAGACACAACAUCCACACUAACAAUGUGGAACACAUUGUGAAGAGCCUGCGGGGAGAAGGCAUUGAGGUACAAGUUGUGAAGAGAGGAGAAUAUGAUGAAGAAGUAGUUCGAUGGGCAGAUGCCAUUAUCUCUGCUGGAGGUGAUGGGACAAUGCUACUUGUUGCCAGUAAGGUUUUAAGCAAGGACAAACCAGUUGUUGGAGUUAAUACAGACCCUGAGAGGUCAGAAGGUCAUCUGUGCCUGCCUGUGCGGUACACUCAUGUCUUCCCAGAGGCACUGGAGAAACUCUGUCGUGGUGAGUUCAGGUGGCUGUGGCGUCAGAGGAUCCGUCUGCACUUAGAGGGCACAGGAAUCAAUCCCACCCCUGUGGACCUGCAUGAGCAGCAGCUGAGCCUGGAGCAGCACAGCCAAGCUCACCGCAUCACCACCUUGGGCCGUCAGCAGAGGACAGGAACACUACACGACAGCGUCUCCAAACCUAGACUCCUCCCGAUCAGAAGCCUGAAUGAAAUCUUCAUCGGAGAAUCUCUGUCCUCCAGGGCUUCCUACUAUGAGAUCUCUGUGGAUGACGGCCCGUGGGAAAAGCAGAAGAGUUCAGGACUCAGCAUUUGUACAGGAACAGGAUCCAAAGCCUGUGUUUUCUCUCUCUUGGUCAGGUCAUAUAACAUCAACAAACUUGUUGAACAAUCUGUGGAGGAGGUUCUAAAAAUUGGGAAGUCUCAAACAGGUCUUGAUAUCCCGCUUAAUCGUGACUUCAUCGAAAAGGUUACGGAUGAAUACAACGAGUCUCUGGUGUUCAGUCCGGAUGAGAGGCGUUUGUUCUACAGCAUCAGGGAGCCCAUCGUCAACAGAGUCUUCUCCAGCAGUCGGCAGAGAGGCUUCGCCAGCAAGGUGUCUGUCCGCUCACGGUGUUGGGACGCCUGCAUGGUGGUCGAUGGCGGGACUUCAUUCGAGUUCAACGACGGCGCCAUCGCUACGCUCAGCAUGAGCGAGGAGGACGAGCUCCGGACCGUCGAUCUUGAAAACUGAGAGGAGUCCAGAGAACACGACACUUGACUGGUGUCUCUCAGGCCAGCUGUUUAAAGGGAUGGGGCUCUUUACCGUUUACCCUCCGCAAGCAUUAAAUAUUUUUAUACCUGGGGAAAAAAAGGUAUUAUUGUUGCUAUUGUUUUAUUGAAUGUGUGCAUUUUCACAAAAUAUUUCCAACUCAGAUUGUUUUUCUUUUGCUUUUCAUUCUCUAUUCCACUAUCCCCAGGUUAGAACAGGUUAUGAUCCUCUGUGUUAUAAUGGCUUUGAUCCAUUUUAGAGAUACUGUGUCAAGCAACAUUUAAAGUACGUUACUAUUGACUGUCUUUCAAUGCAUCACAUCAACAGAGCAUCUCUAAGCAGAGGAAUUGAAUUUGUAUCCAACAAUGUAUUUCAGAUUACAUUUUGUGUUGUGCUUUCACACCUGUGUAGCUUUCAGUUAAUGACCUUUAAUUGAUAAGAAUGAAGUUAUUCUAUUUUUUUUUUUUUUUUUCAUAUUGUCAACAAAUCUCAAUUAGUCAGCCUCUCACUACUUUCUGACCUCCCAAGCUGUCUGUGUCACUCAACCCCAAGUCCUUUGGUUCUUACUGAAGACACAAGUCUUUGAAAACAGCUCACAAAUAUACUAAUAAAAACUCAAUAAUUGACUUACUUUUUUUAAUGAACACUACUCAGGAGUAAAUGGUGCAUUUGUUGGACUGUUUUCAGCGACAGAUUAAUGGCACUUAGUACUCUAGCGAGUAUUUGUAGCAGCGGUGUGUGGGGGAUUGAGUCAAAAUAAACUUGUGUGGGUGUUCCUGGUAAUGAAAGGCUCUGGGUGACGUUGUUUGGCUCUGCACAUGGGAUUUGUAUAGAUUACCAGACUUUCAAAAGUCUAAUUUGUGCUUGUAUAAAGGUUUAUCUAUACGGUUAACUGAAAGCCCAGCGGCUGUCUGUUACGGCUUGUUUGACGACAAAAGAUAUUUUUGGAACAUAGCUUAUAUUUUCUUCUAGCUGCUUUAAGCCAUGUGAGCUUUUUUGAGAAUUAAGUUUGAUUAAGAAAGGAAAAAAAGAUUUAAGUGCACUAAAAACAGCAUGCUUAAAGGGGCAUUUUGCUCAAUGUUUAGGUCAAAGGUAUGUCUUGUAACCUUUCACAAGACCGGAUGUUUAGCUUUAGAAGUGCUCCUGAAGCAGCAGCAUGUGCCUGAGGUGGACAUGCCUAAUAUUUCCACAACCAAAACUACAGGGUGUAUACUAUAUCUGAUAUAAAGUGAAACAAACAAAUGGUUUUUAACCAGCAAAGCCACCUGACACUAAAUGCUUAAACAAUUCUAAAUACGACACAGUUUGAUCAACGUGGUGGUGCAGUCGUAAUGAUUUUAAAUACUGAAGACAAAUCUAGUGGGUCUAUUGUAUGCACUUGUAAUUCCACUUGAUCAGUUAAACAUUGUUGGUGCAACUUAUAUAACCCCUCACUGCCCUUGACUCUAAACCAGGACGGGUUUUUUUUUUUAGGACCAGUUUACAAAAACAAUCAGGAAAUUGUAAUAUGCAGCGUGCCAAAGGCAGCGUUCCUCAUGAGUAUACUGUCAGUGUGUUAGGUUGUGUUUUGUUUUUGAAUCAGAUAAAGUGAAAUG